AUGCUCGUCCUGAACCCCACAUGGGAGCGAGAAACCGCGCCAGGUGCUCUAGAAAGGCUUAUUGAAAAUAUCAAGCAUUUGUCCGAACCAGAACCAGAUACAUUGACCGAGCGCAAAACAGCAUAUACCAAUCUACCCCCUCCAAGUACCGUCACGAAAUCUAUCUCACAGUACCUGGGCCGGAACCGUGCGCGAAACGACGCGUCUAAUCGAGCAGAGUUCCUUCGUCCCACAUCCGAAACGUCCUGCGCAAGAACGGACGCUAAGACGUUGGACCGUGACACGCAAAUGAAAUACGACAUUGCUAAAAAUGAAGACGGGCCACUGCGUCGAACAACGAAGAAGGAAAAAGGGUCAGUCCUGGAUGAAAAGGGAAAACAAAAGGUAGACAGGGCCGAUGAAAGCCUAACAAAUCCGGCCGUCUUCGAGCGAAUCGCAGACAUCGAGGCUCAUCUAGCGGUGCAUUACGUACCUUCUUCUCCAGCGAGCCUACUGACAAGAAUAAGAUUUCUUGAGGAGCACAUCAUCCGGCUGGAGAAGGAAUACCCGCCGUGGGCUGCACUUCAUUUCAAUCAGCCGAGACGAAACGCAAGUAUUUUCUUUCAGUCGCCUAAUUGUGUCUCUAAGUGUCCCGUUUAG
This is a messenger RNA of Guyanagaster necrorhizus, 639 nucleotides long. RefSeq lists its product as uncharacterized. The record is from RefSeq and is a predicted model, not a curated record. The transcript is spliced from 3 exons. NCBI's taxonomy places the organism in Eukaryota, Fungi, Basidiomycota, Agaricomycetes, Agaricales, Physalacriaceae. The coding region runs from base 1 to 639 and encodes 212 amino acids.